CCGCGGCCUCGAACGAAGAAUCCAUGGCGACGCAAGAAGCCGAGGUCGUCGACGUCGACCCGUACGACGCGCCGGAAUCGCGCUUCGCUCCGGUCGCCGGCGGGGGCGACAGUAAGUCCAACGCCAUCUUCGUCGAGCAGUACGACGAGGACAGAGACCUCUACGCGGCUAUCGCCGCUUCUCUUAUCCAAACGACUCCCCGGAGCUUCAACGAGGACGGCGACGACGUGCGAGUCCUGGACUCGCUUCCCGCCGGAACAAGGUCGUCGUCCUCGCGGAAGCGAAAGAAGCAAUACAGUGGCUCGUCGGUCACCGAACGUGGUCAGUCGUCGAAUUCCAAGCCGGAUCCUUCGUUCAUCUGUGAGAUUUGCGUCGAGCCGAAGAUGGGUGGCGAGCUGUUCCGGAUCAAGGGCUGUAGUCACGCGUACUGCAACGACUGCGUCACUAAGUACGUUAGUUCGAAGCUCCACGACAACGUGACGCGCAUAGGCUGCCCCGUGUCGGGCUGCGGCGGCGUCCUGGAGCCGGGGUACUGUCAGUCGAUACUCCCUCCGGAGGUGUUCGAGCGCUGGGGCAAUGCGCUGUGUGAAGCUCUGAUCCUGGAGGCGGAGAGGUUUUACUGCCCGUUCAAGGACUGCUCGGCCCUGCUGAUCAAGGACGAGUGUGCGGCCGUCUUGAGGGAAUCGGAGUGUCCGAACUGCCGGAGGCUGUUCUGUGCACAGUGCAGGGUGCCGUGGCAUGCGGAGAUUGGGUGUAAGGAGUUUCAGGGGUUGAAGGAGGGGGAGAGGGAGAGGGAAGACAUCAUGUUGAAGAAGCUGGCGGAGAGUAAGCAUUGGAGGAGGUGCCCCAAGUGCAGUUUCUACGUUCAGAAGAUCUCUGGUUGCCAGGACGUGAGGUGCAGGUGUGGAGUUCGAUUCUGCUACCGAUGUGGAGGCCAGGGGCCAGGGCAUGAUUACUGUCAAAGGAGGCCUUGUUGAAUCCUCUUGGCAUGAUGUGCAUAAUCUCAUCUUUAGGCUUUGCGGCACGGCAAUAUAUCCAUCUUCUGAUAGAUUUAAUACGAAACUAUAUCUGAAGUAGUUCUUAACUAGAUUUUGGUUCCUCU
Eucalyptus grandis is the source of this 1102-nucleotide messenger RNA. RefSeq names its product probable E3 ubiquitin-protein ligase RNF217. Gene Ontology annotation, biological process: positive regulation of proteasomal ubiquitin-dependent protein catabolic process; protein polyubiquitination; ubiquitin-dependent protein catabolic process. Gene Ontology annotation, molecular function: zinc ion binding; ubiquitin protein ligase activity; ubiquitin conjugating enzyme binding. The coding region runs from base 24 to 977 and encodes 317 amino acids. The record is from RefSeq and is a predicted model, not a curated record. Lineage: Eukaryota; Viridiplantae; Streptophyta; Magnoliopsida; Myrtales; Myrtaceae. Gene Ontology annotation, cellular component: cytoplasm; ubiquitin ligase complex. The transcript is spliced from 2 exons.